AUGGCACGACCGAAGAUUGUGCUGUAUGUGGAUAUUGUCAGUCCGUUUGCUUAUAUGGCUUGGUGGAUGUUGAAGAACAACCCGGCCUUCAAAUCCGUCGAAAUCCAAACCAUCCCCAUCUUCCUCGGCGGCCUCAUGCAAGCCUGCGCCAACACGGCCCCCAUAAACAUCAAAAACAAAGACCGCUGGAUAGGAACCGAACGCCUCCGCUGGGCCCACAAAUUCAACAUCCCCAUCUCUGAAUCCGGACCCUCCCCUUUCCCCCAAUCAACACUCAACCCUAUGCGCGCGAUCUGGAAUGUGCAGCACGACCAGGAGAAAUUGGAUCGGUGUCUAGAUGCUCUGUGGAAGGCUUUCUGGGUCGAGGGGAAGACGAUCAAGGAUGUUGGGGUUUGGGGGGAAGCGUUGGAGGAUGCUUUGGGGGCGGAGGAGGGAGCGGAAUUGGUGAGGUUGGCGGGGGGGAAGGAGGCGAAAGAGGGGUUGAAGGGGAAUACGGAGGCGGCGUUUGAGGCGGGGGCGUUUGGGCUGCCGUGGUUUGUUUGUACGAAUUCGGAGGGAGGGAAGGAAGGGUUUUGGGGGUUCGACCAUCUCGGACAGGUCAUGGAGUUUCUGGGCUUGGAUCGUCAAGAUAAGAGCUUUCGCUCACUACUGUAG
Recurvomyces mirabilis is the source of this 654-nucleotide messenger RNA. RefSeq lists its product as uncharacterized. The record is from RefSeq and is a predicted model, not a curated record. Gene Ontology annotation, biological process: glutathione metabolic process. Bases 1 to 654 code for a protein of 217 amino acids. Gene Ontology annotation, molecular function: glutathione peroxidase activity; glutathione transferase activity. Gene Ontology annotation, cellular component: peroxisome; mitochondrion. NCBI's taxonomy places the organism in Eukaryota, Fungi, Ascomycota, Dothideomycetes, Mycosphaerellales, Teratosphaeriaceae. The transcript has 3 exons.